Nothoprocta perdicaria is the source of this 4712-nucleotide messenger RNA. RefSeq names its product DENN domain containing 3 (gene DENND3). Bases 61 to 3873 code for a protein of 1270 amino acids. NCBI's taxonomy places the organism in Eukaryota, Metazoa, Chordata, Aves, Tinamiformes, Tinamidae. The transcript is spliced from 23 exons. Gene Ontology annotation, cellular component: cytoplasmic vesicle. Gene Ontology annotation, molecular function: protein binding. Gene Ontology annotation, biological process: regulation of Rab protein signal transduction. The record is from RefSeq and is a predicted model, not a curated record.
UCUGGUCUGUGGGGAGGAGCUGAGCGGCCACCUCGGUGAAGGAGCCGGAGCCGCCACGCCAUGGAGGACGUGCUGCCCUCGGGCCUGCUCGAGAUCUGCCUGCUGGUCGGCGUGCCCGGCGAGAGGCUGCGGGCGCUGUUGCAGAGUACUCAGAGGAAACCGAAAAGCCUCCCCGCUCUUGAUCCAGAAGUUCUUUCUGUAUUUGUGCCUCCAUUUAUCAGUAAAGAUGAUAUUCAGGUGAUUAAUACAAGUAGUAAUAACUUGAAUAAAAGUAAACGUCGAUCUUUCCGAAAGAAGAAAGAGAGACCAAAGAUUGAAAAUGCGAAGAGUCUCAAUGGGGACCAGAAAGCAGCUGAUACCGAAGAAAUCACUGUUCCAAAGGACAUUGACCUUAUUGGAUUGCCACAGCUGUGUUUCCCAGGAGGGCUUUAUAUAACUUCUGAAUCAAAAGAAGACCACAUCCAUUUCCUGGUCUUCACAGAUGUCUGUGGUAACAGAACAUAUGGUGUUGUUGCACAGUACUACCAGUCUAUACAAGAUGGGUGGAUUUCUCCAAAUGGGCCAGCCCAGUGGGAUUCUGUGCAGACUGGGAAAACACUUGGCUAUUUUGUACCGUUUGCCAUUUGUGUUAUAUCCAGAUAUCCUUAUUUCAAUGCCCUCAAGGACUGCCUGUCUUGCUUACUAGUGCAGCUGCGACCUAUCAAGAAUUUUGAUGUGGAUGAGCAUAUAAAAGAAUUUGCAGCAAAGCUAUUUUUAAUACCCACUCCUCCUCCAGGACCACUCCACUUGGUAUUUAAUAUGAAACCGCUUCAAAUAAUAAUUCCUUCACGAGAGGAUCCAGACAGCCCAAUUAUUGACCUGGAUCUUCAUCUUCCGUUACUGUGUUUCAAGCCAGAGCAGGUUUUGCAGAUUAUGACCUGCAUUUUAACUGAGCAGAGAAUUGUGUUCUUCUCUUCUGACUGGGCCCUGCUGACACUCGUGGCUGAGUGCUUUAUGUUGUAUCUCCAUCCUCUCCAGUGGCAACACACUUUUGUGCCUAUUCUGUCUCGUCAAAUGCUGGAUUUUGUAAUGGCCCCGACAUCUUUUCUUAUGGGAUGUCAUACUGAUCAUUUUGAAGAAGUUAGCACGGAGGCUGAAGAUUUAAUUCUAAUCAAUAUUGAUAAUGGGGAUAUUAUGCAUUCAAAAAAUCCUGAGGAGGAGCCUGAAAUUCCAGAUGUUCCAGCACAAGCAGCAGAAACUUUCAUAAAAAGAGUGAAGGCUCUUCAGCUGCAUUAUGAUCUAGAGCUCUGUCAUCUCAGUGCCAGCACAGACCUUGGUGAACUCCAGAUGCGUAGAAGGGCUUGGCAGCAGAAACUCAACAGUGAAGUCCAGCAGACUACUUUGCAGUUAAUUGUUAAUAUCUUCAGGGAAGUAAAAGACCAUCUAAAUUAUGAACAUAGAGUGUUUAACAGUGAAGAAUUUCUGAAAACAAGGACAAUGGGAGACCAGCCAUUUUACAGAAAGGUUUUGGAGACCUACAUGUUUCACUCUUUUCUUAAGGCCCGUCUGAACAGGAAGAUGGAUGCUUUUGCUCGACUUGAGCUAAGUACCCAGUCUGAAGAGGAGAGGUUAAACUUGAUGUUUGACAGCCCCAGGAGACUGACUAUGGAGAAAAUGGCUUCAAAGCGGUUUAAUCCCCAGUACCUGAUCAGCAGGCGCAUGGUAAUCAGCAUGCCUAAUCUGCAAGAUAUCAAGCUGCCCCAAGGUCCUCCUAGAAAUUCCUCCCUUCGACGACUAGAAACAAGCCCUGCCGUGAAACUGCCCUCCAAAUCAGUUAGCACAUUGAAAAUCCCAGAAAUUCACUUUCCUCUGAUAUGCCAGUGUGUCCAAUCCUACUAUGCAGACUUCUUCAACCAUCUCAGCAAGGCUAUAAAUACUUUACCACCUGAUAACUCAGCGUUGCUGGCAAGGUACUUCUACCUCCGGGGACUUAUUAGCUUGAUGCAAGGCAAGCUACUAAAUGCACUUUCCGACUUUCAGAAUCUGGAUAAAACAGACUUAAGAAUUUUCCCUACUGAUCUCGUAAGAAAAAUUGUGGAAACGAUGCCUCCUUCUGAACGUUCCCAGGCAGAGCGCAAACCUGAGCUGAAGAAGCUGAUAAGUCGCAUGAUGGAAAAACAGAGAGAAAUUGUGAAAAUAGAUGAUCAUGUAAAAAACUUUGAAUUGCCCAAAACACACAUGCAACUGGAUGAUUUUGUGAAGCGAAUUCAGGAAUCUGGGAUUGUCAAAGAUAUAGACACCAUCCAUAGGUUAUUUGAUGCCUUAACAGUAGGACAUCAGAAGCAAAUUGAUCCUGAAACCUUCAGAGAUUUCUACAACUACUGGAAAGAAACUGAAGCAGAAGCUCAAGCAGUUAAUCUGCCACCUGCAGUAAUAGAGCACCUGGAUAAAAAUGAGUGUGUCUACAAGUUAUCCUGCUCCGUAAAAACAAACUACGGGGUGGGGAAAAUAGCUCUGACCCAAAAGCGCUUGUUCCUUUUGACUGAAGGAGGACGUCCGGGCUAUGUCCACAUUGCAGCUUUCAGGGAUAUAGAGGAUGUUAAGAGCACAACUGUAGCUUUCCUUCUUUUGAGAAUACCCACGCUGAGGAUUAAAACAAUCUCUAAAAAAGAAGUCUUUGAAGCUAAUCUUAAAACUGAGUGUGAUCUCUGGUACCUGAUAGUGAAAGAAAUGUGGGCUGGCAAGAAAAUGGCAGAUGAUCACAAGGAUCCUCAGUAUAUUCAGCAAGCCCUGACAAAUGUUCUCUUGAUGGAUGCUGUGGUUGGUGCCCUGCAGUCUUCCAAAACCAUCUAUGCAGCCUCCAAACUGUCUUAUUUUGACAGGAUGAAAAAUGAAGUGCCUAUGAUGGUCCCCAAAACAACUUCAGAAACAUUAAAGCACAAGAUCAACCCCUCAGCUGGUGAGAUGUUUCCACAGGCAGUUGAUGUCUUACUUUAUACACCAGGGCAACUUGACCCUUCAGAAAGGCCUGUCAAUGCUCAUCCAAAACUGUGGUGUGCUUUAAAUGAGGGGAAGGUGGUGGUCUUUGAUGCAUCUACCUGGUCUAUUCAACAGCACUGUUUUAAAAUAGGCAGCUCUAAACUGACUUGCAUGGUAAUGAUAGAACAAAGUCAAGUGUGGAUCGGUUCUCAAGACUCCUUUAUUUAUAUAAUUAACACCCAUAGUAUGUCCUGUAAUAAGCAACUAAAUGAUCAUCGCUCUGAUGUUACAGACAUCAUUGUAGAGAAGAAGAACGGAAUACCCAGCGAGGCCUACUCGUGCAGCUUAGAUGGGACAGUGAUUGCCUGGAAUAUCAGCACUCUGAAGGUCAACCGUGCGUUUCAGCUGCCCUGCCAAAAUCUUACAUCUGUCCGACUUCAUAAUGAUCAACUGUGGUGCUGUUCUGGAAGCUGCAUAUUUGUAGUGUCAACUCAAGAAUUUCGACCGCACCUGAGAAUUGAGCAUAACCUGAAGGACAUGUGUUCGUGUCUUCUCUGUUUCCAGCUGUUUCCUGAGAGAGAUGAAGUGUGGGCCUCUUACUCGGGGAGCAGUGACUUAUAUAUUUGGAACACCAGAGAUCUUGCAAGUGCCCCUCAAAAGAUUCCUCUUCAAGAUUGUGCUGAGAUUACUUGUAUGAUAAAAGUUAAAAACGAGUUGUGGAUCGGCAGCAGGGGAAGGUCACAGGGCAAAAUCAAAGGGAAGAUCUACGUGGUCAGUGCGGAGAAGAAGAGCGUGGAGAAGGAGUUGGUCGGUCACGCCGACACUGUGAGGGCGCUUUGCUCCGCCGAGGACAGGUACGUCCUCAGCGGCUCCGGGAAGGAAGAAGGAAAAAUUGCCAUCUGGAAGGUGGAAUAGUUAAGCUGGGAAAAAUGUGGGCGCCUUUGCUGGCAAAAGUGAAGUCUUUGGGCUCCGCUUGGUCCAGCGUCCUGCCUAUGUUUCAACCACCUGUCAGUGUUAUUUGUAUGUUAUUUAUUUAUUUUUUUGUAACUACAUUUCAUAUUUGCUGGAUUUAUGGAGUUUUUACUGUAAAAGCUAAGUAUCCUGCGAAACUGGCAGCUGGGUUUCGUUCAGAAAUCUGUCCAUGACUGCUGUGUAUAUUUAUGGUGCUGUAUUAUUUAAAGUGUAGAGACAGGCUCUCCCUAACGGCAUGGAAAGCUCCCUGCUAGUGAAACUGGAUAUUUGGAGGUUCUCAUUAAUGGUUUUUUUUUACUUGUUUUUCCUUUAAAAACAAGGCACUGCACUUGGCAUUUGUAACUUCUUUUUGUCGCCAGCCGAAGGACUUAAUUUAUUUAAUUCCAGUGUAUCUUAUACCUGCUUUUGGGAGCAAUCUCCUUGUCCCUGUGCAAACUCCUACCCCUCCACCUUAAUUAAGUUCUCGGGACUGACUGUUCCUUAACUGCUGAUGUGCCCAACUGGGGUCACGGGGUUUUAUUUGAUCAGUGUUUCCCAGUGGCUUUUUUGAAGGUUGAUAAAUUCUGAAAUCACGGCAAACCUCUCAAAGCUACUGCUCUAUUUCCACAUCAGUGACAGAAUUGCCUGUACGGAAGGCAGCAGACCAGUCUGGGCUGUAUCGGCACUUAGUAAAGCAGAAUCAAAUAUUUAAAACAUUGUAAAUAGAGGGGAGAAAAGGGCUGCUAUUCUUGUUAACAAAUACAAACUAAAACAGUAACUGCCUACUCAAAGGGUAAAAUACU